This is a messenger RNA of Amphiprion ocellaris (clown anemonefish), 7085 nucleotides long. RefSeq names its product ATPase plasma membrane Ca2+ transporting 1a (gene atp2b1a). The record is from RefSeq and is a predicted model, not a curated record. The transcript has 22 exons. Gene Ontology annotation, biological process: regulation of cytosolic calcium ion concentration; calcium ion transmembrane transport. Gene Ontology annotation, cellular component: membrane; intracellular membrane-bounded organelle. Gene Ontology annotation, molecular function: ATP binding; P-type calcium transporter activity; PDZ domain binding. NCBI's taxonomy places the organism in Eukaryota, Metazoa, Chordata, Actinopteri, Pomacentridae. The coding region runs from base 428 to 4264 and encodes 1278 amino acids.
CUCAGGCCGGAGACUUUGGUUGUGGUUGUGACAGCGCAGUGGGCGGGAUUUUACCUCAGAUCAGGGGAGAGAGUCUAGUCUUUGGUGAGACUGAGGGGGAGUUAAGGAGAGAAAGGGACCUGGGGUGCUCUUCAGAGAACGGAAUCUGCAUGCAUGGUGAUCUCCGGCUCUGUGGGUGAUCCUCAGUCACCAUGAAAGACUAGGGACUCAGCUCUCCAAGGGAAAUGGGUUGUUUUGUAAUACCCCUACCCAGCUACCUGGCGUAUGACUCCAGCUGCCUGUGAAGGGCCUGUCUGCUGUUUAUGGGAACUAUCACUGUGUUCGCAAAAUUGAGGAUUUAAGCUUUUCCAGGACAACACCUUUUUCUUGACCCCCGCUGUCGAGUCAAAGCAGCAGCGCUUUGCAAUAGACUGGGGAGGCAGUAACAAUGGCGAACAACUCGUACAGUGGGGUGAAGAACUCCAUGGUGGAGGCCAACCAUGAUGGAGAGUUCGGCUGCUCACUCAAAGAACUGCGCUCCUUAAUGGAACUGAGAGGCGCCGAGGCGAUAAGCAAAAUUGGGGAAACUUAUGGGGAUAUUCAAGGACUCUGCAACCGGUUAAAAACGUCACCUAUAGAUGGUCUAAGUGGACAGCCUGCAGACAUUGAGAAGCGGAAAACAGUGUUUGGGCAAAAUUUUAUACCGCCCAAAAAGCCCAAAACUUUCUUACAGUUAGUGUGGGAGGCGCUACAGGAUGUCACACUGAUUAUCCUAGAAGUGGCAGCCAUAGUUUCACUAGGCCUUUCUUUUUAUAAACCUCCAGAUGCCGAAAGAGAACACUGUGGAAAAGCUGCUGGUGGCGUGGAGGAUGAUAAUGAGGCAGAGGCAGGUUGGAUUGAGGGUGCCGCCAUCCUUCUAUCAGUUAUCUGUGUGGUGCUGGUGACAGCGUUCAAUGACUGGAGUAAAGAGAAGCAGUUUAGGGGCCUCCAGAGUCGCAUUGAGCAGGAACAGAAAUUUACUGUUGUCCGUGGAGGACAAGUUAUCCAAAUUCCUGUUGCUGAGAUUGUGGUCGGCGACAUUGCACAAAUAAAAUAUGGUGACCUCUUGCCUGCUGAUGGAGUCCUCAUCCAGGGCAAUGAUCUGAAGAUCGAUGAGAGCUCACUCACGGGGGAGUCGGACCAUGUCAAGAAAACACAAGAAAAAGAUCCAAUGCUGUUAUCAGGCACCCAUGUAAUGGAAGGCUCAGGGAAAAUGGUGGUCACUGCAGUGGGUGUCAACUCUCAAACUGGAAUUAUCUUCACUUUACUCGGGGGUGGCGAAGAUGAUGACGACGACGAAGAGGAGAAGAAAAAGGAAAAGGAGGAGAAGAAGAAACAGAGAAAAAACAAAAAGCAAGACGGAUCUGUGGAAAAUCGUAAAAAAGCUAAAGCACAGGAUGGUGCUGCAAUGGAAAUGCAGCCUCUGAACAGUGAUGAGGGAGCUGAUGCAGAGGAGAAGAAGAAAGCCAACCUGCCAAAGAAAGAAAAGUCUGUUCUGCAGGGCAAGCUGACCAAACUAGCGGUACAGAUUGGAAAGGCAGGACUGGUGAUGUCAGCCAUCACUGUUAUUAUCCUGGUGGUGCUGUUUGUAGUAGACACUUUCUGGAUCCAGAAUCUGCCCUGGGUCAAGGACUGCACGCCCAUUUACAUCCAGUUCUUUGUGAAGUUCUUCAUCAUUGGUGUCACCGUUCUUGUGGUGGCUGUUCCCGAAGGCCUGCCGCUCGCUGUAACAAUCUCCUUGGCCUACUCUGUUAAGAAAAUGAUGAAAGAUAACAACCUGGUGCGUCACUUGGACGCCUGUGAGACUAUGGGCAACGCUACCGCCAUCUGUUCUGACAAGACUGGUACUCUCACCAUGAACCGCAUGACUGUGGUGCAAGCCUACUUAGCUGAAAAGCACUACAAGAAAGUCCCUGAACCUGAGAACAUCCCCUCCUCCACUUUAGACAUCCUGAUUCUGGGCAUUGCAGUCAACUGCGCCUACACUACAAAGAUCAUGUCUCCAGAGAAAGAAGGGGGUCUGCCACGACAGGUGGGUAACAAGACCGAAUGUGCCUUGCUUGGCUUUUCUACUGACUUAAAACGUGACUACCAGAUUAUCCGCAAUGAGAUUCCCGAGGAAAAACUCUACAAGGUCUACACCUUCAACUCAGUCCGCAAAUCUAUGAGCACUGUCUUGAAGAUGGCCGAUGGCAGCUACCGUAUGUUCAGCAAAGGAGCCUCAGAAAUUCUCUUAAAAAAGUGCUAUAAAAUCCUGACAGCAAAUGGUGAGUCAAAGGUGUUCCGCCCACGAGAUAGAGACGACAUGGUUAAGAAAGUGAUCGAGCCCAUGGCCUCGGAGGGCUUGAGGACCAUCUGCCUUGCAUACAGAGAUUUCUCUGCCGCUGACGGUGAGCCUGACUGGGACAAUGAAAAUGACAUCCUCACUGGACUGACUUGCAUCUGCGUAGUGGGCAUUGAAGACCCUGUGAGACCAGAGGUCCCAGAUGCUAUCAGGAAAUGCCAACGUGCUGGCAUCACAGUACGGAUGGUGACUGGGGACAACAUCAACACAGCCCGAGCCAUCGCUACCAAGUGUGGCAUCCUACAGCCCGGAGAUGACUUCCUCUGCUUGGAGGGAAAAGAGUUCAAUCGCAGGAUACGCAAUGAAAAAGGAGAGAUUGAACAAGAACGCAUUGACAAGAUCUGGCCCAAACUACGAGUACUGGCUCGCUCUUCCCCCACAGACAAACACACCUUAGUAAAAGGUAUUAUUGACAGCACAGUCAUAGAGCAGAGACAAGUAGUAGCAGUGACAGGAGAUGGUACAAAUGAUGGUCCUGCUUUGAAGAAAGCUGAUGUUGGCUUUGCCAUGGGUAUUGCUGGGACAGAUGUCGCCAAGGAGGCAUCCGACAUCAUUCUGACUGAUGACAACUUUUCCAGCAUUGUCAAAGCUGUCAUGUGGGGACGAAACGUGUACGACAGCAUCUCCAAGUUCCUCCAGUUUCAGCUAACUGUCAAUGUGGUGGCUGUCAUCGUAGCAUUUACAGGAGCCUGCAUCACACAGGACUCUCCACUGAAGGCAGUACAGAUGUUAUGGGUCAACCUGAUUAUGGACACCUUCGCCUCACUAGCUCUGGCCACAGAGCCCCCCACAGAAGCCCUGCUGCUAAGGAAGCCAUAUGGCCGCAACAAGCCUCUUAUCUCUCGCACUAUGAUGAAGAACAUCCUGGGUCAGGGAGUGUACCAGCUAAUCAUCAUCUUUACACUGCUCUUUGCUGGAGAGAAAAUGUUUGACAUUGACAGCGGCAGGAAUGCACCGCUCCACGCGCCCCCCUCAGAACACUACACCAUUGUCUUCAAUACCUUUGUAAUGAUGCAACUUUUCAAUGAGAUCAACGCCCGAAAGAUCCACGGUGAAAGGAACGUCUUCGAUGGCAUCUUCAACAACCUUAUCUUCUGUAGUAUUGUAUUUGGUACCUUCAUUAUCCAGAUUGUCAUAGUGCAGUUCGGAGGGAAACCAUUCAGCUGCGUGGCUCUGACCAUUGACCAGUGGUUGUGGUGCACUUUCUUAGGCUUUGGCUCCCUUCUAUGGGGACAGGUAAUCUCCUCAAUACCCACCAGCCGCUUAAAAUUCUUGAAAACAGCAGGCCACGGCACCCAGAAAGAGGAGAUUCCAGAUGAGGAGCUGGAGGAGCUGGAGGACAUGGAUGAGAUUGACCACGCUGAACGGGAGCUGCGCCGAGGCCAGAUCCUCUGGUUCCGAGGCCUCAAUCGCAUCCAAACUCAGAUGGAUGUAGUGAGUGCGUUCCAGAGUGGAACUUCCUUUCAGGGGGCUCUAAGGCGGCAGGCCUCCAACUCCAGCCAACAACAGCACGAUAUCCGGGUGGUGAAUGCAUUCCGCAGCUCCAUCUCCCUCUAUGAGGGGCUGGAGAAGCCCGAGUCGCGAACAUCAAUCCACAACUUCAUGACCCACCCCGAGUUUCGGAUAGAGGACUCUGAGCCCCAUAUUCCCCUCAUAGACGACACUGACGCGGAGGACGAUGCUCCCACCAAGCGCAACUCCGCCAGCCCCCGCAACGCUACACCCACGCCGCCCUCGCCCUCACCUGCCACCACCGCCGCCCCCACCACGCCGGUCUCUCCCUCCCCAAACCAGAACAAUAACGCUGUGGAGAGCAGUAACCACCUCCUCCCAGAGGGCCCCAAAUCAGGAAACCCCUCAGCCCCAGGGAGCCCACUACACAGCCUGGAGACCUCCCUUUGAUCUGAUCCCGCUCCACACGUCACCACCUCUUUUCUACCCGCCACCAAGGAGCUCAACUCAGACAAAACGAAGGAACACUUGGAGAGGAGAGACGAAGGGCUAGACGGAGAGCGGAGUCUUGUGUGAGCUUGGCUUGGGCUGGACUAAAAGAACAGCAGACAUUCAGAGGAAUGUAUGGCUUGGUGUGGAUUCUUUGGUCUUCUUUUAUUUUUUUUGGUUCUUAUUAAUACCCCGCUGCAACACAAGGACUGUCUUCACCCCUCCCUCCAUUUGUUUUUCUCGGUAACAAGGGGUGAUUAUAAACUCAGAUUGAAAGUGACCUGUUUUUAUUAUUCUAUUAUUAUUACUAUUAUUUUAAUUGAGAAGGGGAGGUCCUCCUCCUGGCUUGAAGAUCGUCUGUAAGAAUUUUGAAAGAACCUUUAGCUUCUCUUUUAUCUGAAUGGUGUUGUAUAUUUAUCUCUUUGGCCCUUGCUCAUUCAAAACUUAUUUCUGCUCCAUCGGCUGUUAAUAUUUUGAGUUAUUUAUGUUUUUGGAAAAAGCAGGUCUGUUUACAAAGUUUGUAGAUACUUUUUUUUCUGUUUGUAGGCAAAAGAGCUUCCUGAUGUAUGAUGCAGAAAACCGGGACAGAAUAAAAAAUGAAUGAGAGGAUUAUUUCAGAUACUGCUGUAUUUUCAGGAAAAAAGGGUGUUUCUAUUGAAACUUAACUAUUUUUGCCUGCAAGUUUUAUUUGUUAUAUAUUUGUAGAUAAAUAUAGAACCUUCUAGCCAAACCGAUAAACACUAAGGCUUGUAUAGAAAAGAGGUCCAUCGGACAAGGUGUUUCCACAGGCGACGGGGCGGGAAAGACAAUUAGGGCCUCUGUCCACUAACAUUGCUAUAAAUAUUUACUUCUUCCAUUUCUUCGAUAGUUUUCAUGUGCACAAAACCUUCUGGAGUUCUGGAUUCUCUUAUGUUGUGUUCAAGAAUUUCCACAUGUUGAAAGGUUCAGUCAUUAAAGGGAGUGUAGAAAUUACCCAGGCCCGUAUUUAACAAGCAUCUCGCCAGGAGUCGUGCUGGAAGUUGGACGAGGAAACAAAGUUUUGCCUCCGAAGAGUCAGACAUGAGGUCCUUAUGAAGCCUCCUACAGUCUCAGCAAGAAGUAGAAGUUCUCCUUUUAGAUUUGUGGAACCAUAAAAUAUCUUCUUGUGGUAGUUGAUGGAGAUAAUUUCAUGCAGGAAAGAGAAAACAGCUUCACUUGUGGGUGUAUGAGACGCUAAUUUAUGCAUGUUGAGGCUAAAAAUGCUUUUCUUUCUUUCUUUUUUUUACAACUUUAGUUCAAACUAGCGCUGUAUUGUGAGCUACUAAACCAGUGCGUCUAUUUAUUUUUCAGUAAGACGUUCAUAUAGACGAAACAUGAAUGUGCCUUGGCUACUAUAAUAAUUUAGAUGUUCUUGGUCCCAUCAUUUUACCGCCUUCAGGAAACUUCUUACUGAUAAAAUACUUCUACAGCUAAAAACAGGACCAAAUAUGCCUCAUUCUUAACAUUUUGGGUUGGUUAGGACUGAUUUCCUCCCUCUGGAUGCUUGAUAAAUAUGGACCUUGGUCAUCUUUUUUUUUUUUUUUUGAAAAAUGGUGCAUUUUAUUUCUGUUUUUCUCCAUAAAAUGUUAGCCCCCUGCCAAUGUACAAUACUGAUAUUUGUUUACUCAGGCAUAGAAAGAGUAUUUAAUUUAAAAGGAAUCUAUAAAGAAGAGAACCUUUUAACUUCAGACUUUGUGUAUUUAGAUAGCAAAACAUUGUCUUGGUCAAAAAGCAAGUGAAUUAUUUUCAUAUUUCAUUCUCUUUAAGCUCACACUAAAAUUUCAUUUUACUCCUCCGAUUUCAGGUUUGUUGGCAUUUUAAAAAUCAAAAAUCAAAUGGGGGGAAAAAAAAUCCUUUCCCCCCCCUUUAACCCUGUCCAUAAGACUCCUUUCACUAUAAAUAAAUGUUGCUGCAUUUGGUUUGUUUGUAAAAUAUUUUUGACACCUGAUGUACUGGAAACGCUAAAGAAUUGGACAUGUGCAUUUUUCAAGAAUAAAGACUAGGCAUACACUGGUAUCUAUCUGCACAGGGUACUUUAUUUCAUAGCGUUCCUUGGGGAAAAAGAAUUUUGAUACAAAUCGUAAUUAAAAAAAAUGUACCUUUGUAUUUUUAUGACAACACUGAUGAUACCUUUCAUCACACUAAACCAAUUUUGGAUGAUUUGACACCAAUCACGUUACACGGGGAGGGUUUUGGCCACUAAAAAUGUGUUUUGUUCUGGAAUCUUCAUCUCAGGGUGCAAAUGAUGUGAAAGAGAACAGGCCUCUUUUAUUUUGCAUAUUAACACACUUCAUUAAAGGUUUGGGAUGGUGCUUGCCAACCACACAGGAUAAACUCGGGCAGCCGGCUGCAGAUUCUUCCUGCAGACCACCUGGCCGACUUCACCUGUCAGGCCGUGGACAGGGAGGGAGGCGGAGAUGUUAAAUCGCAGCGUUCUCUGAGGGAAUAGUUUGUUUCCUUGUUUUACAGAUGACAAAAUAGCAGCUAGGAUUGCAUACAAAGUGAGAAAUUUGGAAAAAAAAAAAAAAAGGCAAGAGGAAUCCAUGUGAGGAGUUUGUUCUGUAGCUUCUUCCUGUAAUGGGAAUGAAUGUUUUUCCAUCUGUUUUAUGGAUUAUUAUUUUUUUAUCUUUUAACAUUUGGAAAUAAAAGUACUUCAUGUCUGUUUAUCUUGAGCAUUUUAAAUGGAUAUCGUGAUUGGAUUUACAUUUGAAACUUGUCGAGUAAUGUGUAUGGUUUUUAAAAAUAAAAAAUGUAUUUAGCCUAA